AUGACCUUGCCUGUCAAUGUGAAAGCCCGCGUGUCCAUGAAUUGGAGUUCUAUGCAGUGCUUGCUCUCUCGAGCAGUACCGGGGCGAGCGUACUCCUCGCUCUCAGAACGCCUGCACCAUGACCUGACCACGAGAAAGCUCCCAUUGACAUUCGACUAUCUACACCCUCAGCAAUCUUACCUGUUGACACUCUCACUUCAAGGCCUCCUCCCACAGCCCCGCUGUCGCAAUGCAUCACCAAACCUCCCUUCCAUCAAAAACCCAUCCCCGCUGCCAGUCGGUCAUCACUUGGUCUACUUUCCACCGCAAGUGACACUGUCGCAGUUGGUCCCGGACGGCUGUGAUGUCCUUCACACACCAGGCGAUCCUUUCAACCGUCGCAUGUGGGCAGGUGGUAAGGCACGAUUUCCGACUCCUGGACCGCUGCUGGAUGGCAGCCGGGCUGUCUGUAUCGAAUCCAUCCGCAACGUGACCGUCAAAGGACGCGAAGGAGACGAGAAAGUAAUCGUCACGAUUGAGCGACGGGUUGGUACCGCCCCAGAAGGAGAAUCAGAAGAAAGCACCUGGAGUCGGAUAUGGAUGGAGAAUGAAGCAGACCUGGGGGACUCGUCGCUGAUUGAGAAUCGAGAUCUCAUCUUCAUGCGGCCCAAGACCGCUGAGCAAAUUGCCUUGGACCGGGAGCAGUUUGUGAAACCGAGUCGCUUUGUUAAGUCUCCUUCCGAUGCCGUAUUCCGCCAUUCGAUAUUACCCACCAAAGCGUUACUCUUCCGCUUUUCGGCACUCACAUUUAAUGCACACUCAAUACACUUGGACAAAGACUACACACAGAACCAGGAAGGGUUCCGAAACCUACUGGUCCAUGGUCCCUUGACCUUAACAUUGCUUGUGAGUGUGCUACAAAGCCAACUUCACAAUCUGAAGUCUCGGAUUGAACAUAUUGAAUAUAAGAAUCUCGCACCUUUGUAUGUGGAGGAGGAACUGACGGUCUGUGGCAAACCCAAAAAUGAUGGUGCUUGGGAUGUCUGGAUUGAGGGUCCUGGAGCCUUCUGGGCAGCACCUCCGGUGACUCGCACAAUCACAGCGUUGACUCUGGUUCAGUCCGUCCUCGUCCAUAGCGGCUUGGUCAGUUGGUAUUAUGCUAUCUUCUGGCCAGGCAGAAUUUUCAAGCUGCUUCCGGAGAUCUGGCGUCUUGCCACUCCAUUUUUACUAACUGGUGGAGGGCUCAGCUUUAUCUUUGACCUCUAUUUCAUGUACCACUAUGGCAGCGAGCUGGAGGCCAACUCGCCUCGGUUCAGCCAGCCUGGAGAUUUCUUCAUCUACUUGGUCUUUGUAGCAUCCACUAUCAUGCUUACUGCAGGCUACUUGCUAAGCGCGAGGAUUUUUACUUCUGCGUUGAUCAUGGCUUUCAUUUACACCUAUGCCCAGGAAAAUCGAGGCAAGAGGACCAAGCUGUGGUUUGUUCAGAUUCCCAUGGAAUACCUUCCGUGGGCGAUACUAUUGAUCGGCUUGGUCAUAGGUGGAUGGCCUUCAGCCUUGCAUGAUCUUACCGGCAUUGUGGCUGCUCAUCUUUAUGACUUCCUCACCCGCAUCUACCCAACAUUUGGUGGUGGCCGAAACUACCUCGUCACACCUGAAGCAGUGCAGCGCUUUUUCGCCAGGCACACUUCAAAUCUUGGUUACCGUGCAUAUGGCACUGCUUUCAGACCAUCAGCAUCCUCCCAGCCAUCCCAGUCAGCAUCUCGGGGCUGGACCUCCUCCAUCCAGAACCCAUGGAGUGGCCGAGGCGCGGGCCGAAGACUUGGUGGUGAUUGA
Penicillium odoratum is the source of this 1812-nucleotide messenger RNA. RefSeq lists its product as uncharacterized. Lineage: Eukaryota; Fungi; Ascomycota; Eurotiomycetes; Eurotiales; Aspergillaceae. Gene Ontology annotation, molecular function: (3R)-hydroxyacyl-[acyl-carrier-protein] dehydratase activity. The transcript has 7 exons. Gene Ontology annotation, cellular component: mitochondrion. The coding region runs from base 1 to 1812 and encodes 603 amino acids. The record is from RefSeq and is a predicted model, not a curated record.